Molecule: messenger RNA, 870 nt
Organism: Pseudovirgaria hyperparasitica
Lineage: Eukaryota; Fungi; Ascomycota; Dothideomycetes; Acrospermales; Acrospermaceae
Exons: 1
Coding region: 1-870 (289 amino acids)
Source: RefSeq, a predicted model, not a curated record
AUGCCCUCACCACCACCCACACCCCUCCCCCAACCACGCCCCUUCCUAAGAUCCCUCCUCUCCUCCAUCCAACAACCCACCACAACCCCAAACACCACCACCACCACCACAUCAACAACAACAACAGCAAACCCCCUCCUCCCCCUCCACACCAACCUCAGAACCCCCCUCCUAACCCUCCACAUCCUCUUCCCCAACGAACUCCUCCCCGCCCUCGACCUCCUCGACCGCGGCCUCGUCUCGCGAGUGCUCGUUUAUCGCGGGCGUGGACACGAGUCCGAAGACAAAGACAACGACAACGACAAAAAACACGGGGAGGCAGAUGGCAACGGAGACGGAGACGGAGACGGAGACGAAGAAAGCAGCGAGAAGAAUGGACAGAGCGACGCAGUAAUAACAACAUAUUUCCACGUGCGCUCUGCUGCCACUGCUACUACUACGCACCGCUCGUCGCGGCACUACGGCCAGAACAACGGCCAGCAACAACAGCAAGAAGCCCAAAUCUACCGCGUCCGCACCGACGCGUGGAACUGCGACUGUGCUGCCUUUGCGUUUGCCGCGUUUCCUGCUGUUGUGGACACGGCGGGGACACACACAGACACAGACACCGAGGCACACACGGACACUCACUCAGAAAGAACACAAGGGACACAAACAGAAACAGAGGCAGACACAGAAGGACAAGGAGUCGAGACCUGGCAAUGGGGCGGGCGCACACUUGGCCGUGGCAGUGCGCCCGUGUGUAAGCAUCUGCUUGCCUGUGUGCUGGCGUCGCGGUGUGUGUUGUUUGCGGGCUUGGUGGAGGAGAGGAGGGUUGGGUUGUGGGAGGGUGUUGGGUGGGCUUCUGGUGCGGCUGGGUUGGGGAUUUGA